Messenger RNA from Vicugna pacos (alpaca), 961 nucleotides. Lineage: Eukaryota; Metazoa; Chordata; Mammalia; Artiodactyla; Camelidae. The record is from RefSeq and is a predicted model, not a curated record.
UUCCCCUUCAAGCUCGAGGGUAAAGUCCACGCUUGGGCGGUGGGAGCUCACAGCUCUGUCCUCACACAGGACUGAGGUCGCUGGGGAAGGCAGGGCUGUGGUCUAGAGGAAGAUGAGACUGUUGGGUCUUCUCCUGUGCCUGGUGGCAGGUCCCCAAGGUGUCCUGUCCCAGGUGCAGCUGCAGGAGUCGGGCCCAGGCCUGGUGAAGCCCUCGCAGACGCUCUCCCUCACCUGCACUGUCUCUGGUGGCUCCAUCACAACCAGCUAUUAUACCACAAUUCGGUACCCAUCUGGGGGCUGCGUACAUCACCACCGUGAGAGGAACUCUGACACCGACAUCACAGAAUCCCCACCCGGCCCUGGCCCUGCAGCUCUGGGAGAGGAGCCCCAGUCCGGGAUUCCCAGCUGCUCCCAUUCUCUGAUCAGGACUGAGCACAGACGACUCACCAUGGAGCUGGGGCUGAGCUGGGUGGUCCUGGCUGCUCUUUUACAAGGUGUCCAGGCUGAGGUGCAGCUGGUGGAGUCUGGGGGAGGCUUGGUGCAGCCUGGGGGGUCUCUGAGACUCUCCUGUGCAGCCUCUGGAUUCACCUUCAGUAGCUAUGCCAUGAGCUGGGUCCGCCAGGCUCCAGGAAAGGGGCCCGAGUGGGUCUCAGCUAUUAAUAGUGGUGGUGGUAGCACAAGCUAUGCAGACUCCGUGAAGGGCCGAUUCACCAUCUCCAGAGACAACGCCAAGAACACGCUGUAUCUGCAAAUGAACAGCCUGAAACCUGAGGACACGGCCGUGUAUUACUGUGCAAAAGACACAGUGAGGGAAAGUCAUUGUGAGCCCAGACAAAAACCUCGCUCCCUGGGGCAUCCACAGCCCCCAGGGGGUGCUCACGACCCACCAAGGGCAGGACAGAGCCCCAGGAGCAGGUGCAGAGGUGUGGGAGUUGUUUGCAGUUAGAAUCCUUGGUUUCCU